AUGUUAUAUAAAAUCACAAAAAAAAAAAAUUAAAUUUUGUAUUUUCAUUAUCAAUAUAUAUUUAUACAAUAUAAUGUCAUAUGUUUUGUUUAUUUAAUAUAUUAUUUAAAAUUUAUUUAUUAAAACAUAAAAAAAUAAUAAAGUCUUCAUUAUUUAUUAAGUCUUAUCAUUUAUUACAUACAUAUUUAAAUAUUUAUAUAAAUUUUUAAGAUAUAAAUUAUAAAAUUAUUAAUAUUAAUAUCAAGAGAAAAUGUUUAUAUUUAUUAUAAAUACAUUCAUUAUAUAUUCUGAUACUUACUUACUUUAUUUUUAUGUUUUUUCCUUAUUGACAUUUUAUAUAAUAUAAAACAAACAUAAAAUUUUGAAAAUUUAAAUAAUUUGUCAUGGUUGGUAACAAAUCAAAAUUUGAAAAAAAAAAUUUACUGUUAACUGAAAAAAAUAUAAAAUAAAAUAUUAAUUUUAAAACACAUUAGAGAAUGUAACAAUGUUAUAUCUCUAUAUAAAAAUUUAUAUACUAAUGUUUGAUAAAUAUUAAUAAAAAAUUAAAUCAAUGAAUUCAAAGCAAUAUAUUUAUAUGUGUAUAAGUUAGUAAUAUGAGCAAUAAACGAAAUUGCAUUUUGCAAUAUUUUAUUUAUCAGAAUAAUAUUAUAAACAAAGAAUAAUAAACAUUUUAUAUAAAUACAUCUUUAAUUAAAAUUAUAUAUGUUUUGGAAAAGAAAAAUUUUAUUAAAAUAUUAAUAAAUUUGUCACAUUAAAUAUAUAUAAACUAUAUUUUAAUAAUUUUUUUGCAAUUUAUACACAUAAUAAUUAUAUUUUUAUAAAACAAAAAUUAUGUAAAAUUAUUUUAUAAAGAUGUAUUAUUUAUUAUGUCCUUGUUUUGAAACAAUUCUUCGUUUGAUGUCAAAAAUCAAAUUAAAAUAUGUUUGCAUUUGUAUUGGUCUUAUUACAGUACUUGAUUUUUUUGGAGCAUUCACACAUUUAUUUGAAAUUACAUAUGACUCAAAUUUUGCUUAUCCAUAUGAAGGUGAUGUACAUGAAUUUGUAAAUGCAUUACGACAUAAUGAAAAACCUACUAUUGAACCUAUAAAUGAAUAUAAAUAUAAAUUUUUAUUGAAUAAUCAACAAAAAUGUGUAGAUGCUGCUUAUAAAAUUUUUCAUGUUGUGUACAUAGUAAAAUCUGCAAUAGAAAAUUUUGAAAGGAGAUCAGCAAUUAGAAAUUCCUGGGGUUUUGAGAAAAGAUUUUUUGAUGUACCUUCGAGAACAAUUUUUAUGUUAGGUAUAUAUCCACAUAAUGAUGAACUUCAAGCAAAGGUAAAAAUUGAAGCUGCAAAAUAUAAAGAUAUCAUACAAGCAGAUUUUAUAGAAUCAUAUUACAAUAAUACAUACAAAACUAUGAUGAGUUUUAAAUGGUUAGUAAAAUAUUGCUCUAAUUCAAAAUUUUAUAUGUUUGUUGAUGAUGAUAUAUAUGUUUCUGUAAAAAAUGUUUUGAGAUUUAUAAGAAAUCCAACUAAUUAUCCUGAUUAUUUAAAAGAACCUAAAAAAUUUGAUGUUCAUAAAAGAGAAAUUAAAAAUAAUGAUAAAAAAAAAGAAUUAAAUAAUAUAAUUACACAAAAAAAUAUACAUGUUCUUGAUAAAAAGGACUUAUUUGUUUAUGAAAAAUUAAAAAAAACAGUUUUCAGGGAUCAUAUUAUAUAUGGAUUAAAACAAGAUACUUAUAAUAAAACUCUAAAAAUUAAUUAUAAUAAAGAAAAUAAUACAAAAUUAAAAUUUAUUCAGGAAAAUAAUUUAAAAAAUGAAUUUACAUUGAAUAGAAUAAAAAAACAAGUUUUUGAUUUUGAACUUCCAGAAGAUAUUAGAUUAUAUGCAGGAUUUGUAUUUAUAUCUUCACCUCAUCGUCAUAAAUCUUCUAAGUGGUAUGUUUCCCUUAGUGAAUACCCAUACCAUUUAUGGCCACCAUAUGUUACAGCUGGUGCAUAUAUACUGUCUAAAGAAGCACUUUUAGAUAUGUAUUAUACUAGUUUUUAUACUAAGCAUUUCAAAUUUGAUGAUAUUUUUUUAGGCUUAGUUGCAAAAAAAGCAAAUAUAGAACCUUUUCAUUGUGAAGAAUUUCAUUUUUACAAAAAAGAUUAUACAAAAUUUAAUUAUAAAUAUGUAAUAACUUCUCAUGGAUAUGGUAAUUCAACUGAAUUAUUGAAUGUAUGGAAUGAACAAAAAGCUCUUGGUAAUGCCUAAAUUUUCAAUUGUAUUCAAAAUAUUUUUAUUAAAUGUUUUAAAUAUGAGUUAAAUGUUUAAAUACAUAAAAAAUAAAUAACAAAGUGAUAUUUAAAAUGAUAAAAUGAUAUUUAAAGUGAUAUUUAAAAUAUUAUUAAAUAAUGGAAUCAAGAUCUUAUUUUAUUUAUUUUUAUUUUUUAUGAUAUUUAUUUAAUAUUUGUAUAAUCUUUAAUUAAUGAUUUAAAAUAUUAUUCUUGUUAUUGUUAUUAUUAUGCAUUAGUUACUAUUAGUCAUCAAUAAAAAUACAUAUGUUUGAAAAUAAUACUUAAUAUUUAAUGCUACUAAAUAUGUACAAAUUAUUUUAAAAUUAUAUUAUAAACUUUAAAAUGAAUUAAUAAUGAAUUAAUAUAUUAUAAAAUAUUGGAAAAUUAAUUAAAUAAACUCUAAUAUAUAUAUUCUUUUAUAAUAAAAUUAAUUUAUUAUAAAAUAUAUUUAGAAAUAGUUUCAAAAAUAGAUAUACAUAGAUCAAUCUUUAUGUACACAAUAAGUUAUUAUGUGACAAAUAAUGUAACAUAAUCAAUUAUUUAUGUUUUUAUAUAAACACCAUAAAAUUUAUCACUACUAUUUGAAUAAUUCAAUAAUAUUGCAAUAAUUAUUUAUGUAAUAUAUAAUAUAUAAACAAAUAUGUAAUAAUAUAUAAAAAUUAUUAUCUCAUAUAUUUCAUUAACAAGAAAAAAUUAUUUGAUAAGACCAUCCUUAUGUGAAAAAUGAAAAUAUAAUUAUAAAAUUACAGAUUAUAAAGAAAUAAAACAUAGUAUUAUAUAAAUAAAAAA
This is a messenger RNA of Apis cerana (Asiatic honeybee), 3044 nucleotides long. It is a transcript of the gene brn, whose product is annotated as beta-1,3-galactosyltransferase brn. Gene Ontology annotation, biological process: protein O-linked glycosylation. Gene Ontology annotation, cellular component: Golgi membrane. Lineage: Eukaryota; Metazoa; Arthropoda; Insecta; Hymenoptera; Apidae. The record is from RefSeq and is a predicted model, not a curated record. Gene Ontology annotation, molecular function: UDP-glycosyltransferase activity; hexosyltransferase activity.